AUGGAUGACGCUACGGACACGAGUGGAACUAGCAGAGUUGAGAGCUAUCUGGAUGAUCAUCUUGGGAGAGUUAGCCCUGAGAAGCUGUCUCCCUCUGGCAACAGCUCCGAUGCUGGCACGUUUCUUUUCUACCCUGAGGCAGACGGAGAUGGGCUCGACGAGACCGAUAAGAUGAACACCAGGAAAAGUCUGACAGAUUUGGCUCAGCUGAUGCUGCCGGCUCUUAUAGAUUCUACGAACGUAUCAGACAUUCAAGCUAGCGCUCGUCGACGACUUCUUCAUCGAGCACAUCAGCAAAUCCGACGUGGAGCAGCCGGUUUCAAAGACAUAGCUGAACGUGCUCAUGAAGCUGGAAUGCGACAUGUUGAAAAAUUCCAAAAAGAGCCACCACUAUGCUUUAUUAUAAUGCACAGAGCGUAUCACAAAUAUGGGCUUAAGCACCUCGUUCUCAUUCUGGUAUUUCUCUUCUACACAGCUUUUGGGGCUUUAAUUUUUCUUGUCGUUGAAGGACCGACCCAGAAUAAUUUGAGAGAACAAUGGACCGAGCGCAUUUCUCGAAAUCGUUCUCGUCGAGUCGUCGAAAUCAUGGCACGUGCUUUCAAUAACUCUGAAUACUUGAUCUACAUAAAGGGAAACACAACGUUACGGUUACAGAAAUUAUUCAAUGACGAGUUUGCAUCAUAUGAACGCCAACUGGGAAUACGAUGGACCGAACAGCGAAUGGACUGGGAUUUCUGGACGGCAUUGCUUUUUGCCGGAACAAUUUGCACCACUAUAGGAUAUGGUCAUAUUUAUCCAAUUACGAAUGCGGGCAAGAUAAUCACAAUGAUAUUUGCCUUAUUUGGUAUUCCAUUAAUGCUGUUGGUUCUCCAAGAUAUUGGUAAACUAUUGACGAUCACUAUGAAAUUUCCAUGGUUUCAAACGAAGCGCAUCACAAGACGGAUCUUAAGGUGUUGCACAAAACAGUCACUACGAGAAAUGCAAGAGAUUGAAGCAUGUGAACGGCGAGACUUAGAGAUUUUUGAUCUUCCUGUUGUGGUUGGAUUGUCUUUAAUCUUCGGCUGGGUACUCAUUUGCUCCCUUGUACUCUCGGUGUGGGAUCAAAAGUGGACUAUGUUGGAGUCAUUCUACUUCUUUUUCAUUUCUCUUAGCACUGUAGGUCUCGGUGACUUAGUGCCAUCUUCCCCGCGCCUUCUUCUUACAAUGUUCGGUUUUAUACUUAUCGGACUUUCCUUGGCCUCGAUGGUGAUUAACUUGUUACAAAUGAAGAUGAAAAAGACAUAUGAAGCUGGACCGGUAACCCACGAUGGUAGCGUAAUUGAACAUGUUUUGGUGGUUUCUUCUUCAACUGAGAAACUGAAAUGUUGUGCAGGAGCUAAUGAAAUUAACUCAAUAUCUGAACGCAGCCUCAGCAGGUCAACACAGACCAGUUUGAGCCUUCCAGCUGUGCGACAGGUUGUGCUUCGGUCUGACGGUGUUCACUGGGUGACCGAUGAAGCGCCAAUGAAGAGUCCCGACGAGGUAACACAUUUGGUCGAAAACGAGACAGCGUUGCGGGUUUGUGAGCAAAUAGGUGACAACAAUGAAGAUGAUGACAAUACAGAAAGCCUUAUUGGUGAAACAGAUGUCUUGCUUGAGAAGGAAGAGGACUACAACUAA
Molecule: messenger RNA, 1659 nt
Organism: Necator americanus (New World hookworm)
Lineage: Eukaryota; Metazoa; Nematoda; Chromadorea; Rhabditida; Ancylostomatidae
Exons: 16
Coding region: 1-1659 (552 amino acids)
Biological process (GO): potassium ion transmembrane transport; stabilization of membrane potential
Cellular component (GO): plasma membrane
Molecular function (GO): potassium ion leak channel activity; outward rectifier potassium channel activity
Source: RefSeq, a predicted model, not a curated record